AUGCUCGAAGCUAUCGAGAAUGCGAUCGAAAAAUACAUUGACACACAUCGCGAUCACAUUCGUGGACACGUCGAUAAGAAUCUCGAGUCAACAAAAAGUUCAAUUAUCGAACACUUGCCCGAACAUGUACUCAAAUUCCUAACCAAACAUCUCGAAAAAAAGCGUAAUGAAGGAAGUGGCAGUGGCCACUUUGUGGAAUCAUUCCUCACAACAAUGACAACAGUCGUCAAAGACAUGUCGCAAGAGUUUAAGGACGAAGUUCGUAAAGCUGCUCGACAUCACGUUGAUAAAGCCACCGAAGGCACAACCGACUUUGUCACAGAUACCGCCAUCAGAGAAUCCAAGGUCGCCGUGAAAGUAAUCUCUCGUAAAGAUAAAGAGGAGAAACAACAUCAUUUUUUCAAGAAUUUUGAUUUGAGUUUUUUGACCGAAGGAAAAGUCGGAAUCGUUAACAAAAUUUUGGAGAUGAUUCGUCCUCCGCUUCAUCGUGUCUGCGAUGAAAUCAACGAAAAAAUUAGUCAAUCUUUUCCGAAGAGAGUUAAAACUUUAAUGAUGAAAGAAUUUGGUGGGGGUAUCUUGUCAUCAAAUGAUAAAGACGGCGAUGGUAUGAAUGAUAAUUUGCAAAGUGUUUUGGCGGUGUUGGGUGGUGGUAGUCGGGGUGCUGAUGGGGAACAUCAUGGGGAUUUAUUUGAUCGAAUUUUGGCACAUCUUCCCGAGAAAAUCAAAGAAUUUCUUAUGCCUUUCCUUGCGAAAUUUGAAGACGGAUUAAUGGAGAAUUUAUCAGGCGAAUUACAUAAUCGUAUAUUUGGGGAGGAUAAUUUCAAGAAAGGGGUUAGGGGUUUUGUGGGAGGACACAGUCAUGACGGGGACGAAUCUGGUGAACACGGACAUGGUAAAAUUGGUGGUCUCUUUGGGCUUUUCAAAAAGAAAGAUGAUGAUUGA
This is a messenger RNA of Ambispora gerdemannii, 942 nucleotides long. The record is from the annotation of a GenBank genome assembly. NCBI's taxonomy places the organism in Eukaryota, Fungi, Glomeromycota, Glomeromycetes, Archaeosporales, Ambisporaceae.